Messenger RNA from Scatophagus argus, 956 nucleotides. RefSeq names its product cytochrome b-c1 complex subunit Rieske, mitochondrial-like. NCBI's taxonomy places the organism in Eukaryota, Metazoa, Chordata, Actinopteri, Scatophagidae. The transcript is spliced from 2 exons. The record is from RefSeq and is a predicted model, not a curated record. Gene Ontology annotation, molecular function: quinol-cytochrome-c reductase activity; 2 iron, 2 sulfur cluster binding. Gene Ontology annotation, cellular component: membrane. The coding region runs from base 115 to 837 and encodes 240 amino acids. Gene Ontology annotation, biological process: mitochondrial electron transport, ubiquinol to cytochrome c.
GUUGUGAAAGGCGAGCGUGUUUCUGGUAAAGCGGAUCACAGAGGUGCACGCCGGAGUUGUAAGCGCAAGGUCGUGCCCGCCGUUGCGGGUAGAGGUAUCUUAGUUUGGGCAAAGAUGAUGUCCGUAGCUGCUCGUCGUGGGGUUCUUUCCCCCUGCAUGCAGACAACAAAGCACAUAGCCAGAAGUUUUCUGUUCCCCGGAGCGAAGGACUUGAUGCCUGCUGCUGCUCCUGGAGGAAUCCGCCCUGCCCACACAGAUAUCAAAAUUCCCGACUUUACAGACUACCGUCGUCCCGAGGUCCUCAACCCCAACAAGUCCUCCCAAGAGAGCAGUGAGGAGAGAAGGGCUUUCUCUUACCUUGUCACUGGAGCUACUACUGUGGUUGGUGUCUAUGCAGCCAAGACAGUAGUCACCCAGUUUGUCUCCUCAAUGAGUGCGUCAGCAGAUGUCCUGGCCUUAUCCAAGAUAGAGAUCAAGCUUGGUGACAUCCCUGAAGGUAAAAACAUGACCUUCAAGUGGAGAGGAAAGCCGCUGUUUGUUCGCCACCGCACAGAAAAAGAAAUUGCUGCAGAGGAGGCUGUGAAUGUUGGAGAGCUGCGUGACCCCCAGCAUGACAAAGAUAGAGUGAUUAACCCCCGCUGGGUCAUCGUCCUUGGCGUGUGCACCCAUCUGGGCUGUGUGCCCAUCGCCAAUGCCGGAGACUAUGGAGGCUACUACUGUCCUUGCCAUGGCUCCCACUAUGAUGCGUCAGGAAGAAUAAGAAAGGGCCCUGCUCCUCUUAACCUGGAGGUUCCCUACUAUGAAUUCCCCGAUGAUGACACAGUCGUGGUUGGAUAAAUACUGCAGCUCUUUCUCAGUUCCAGUAUGUCAUAUGUAUUUUUGAUGGCUUCGUUUGAGAGAUGGCAGUGGCAUAAAAGAUGUUAAUUUACUAAUAAAGAUUAUUUACAACUCCGUGA